Messenger RNA from Ustilago hordei, 462 nucleotides. Its product is annotated as putative COX4 - cytochrome-c oxidase chain IV. Bases 1 to 462 code for a protein of 153 amino acids. The record is from RefSeq and is a predicted model, not a curated record. Gene Ontology annotation, biological process: mitochondrial electron transport, cytochrome c to oxygen. NCBI's taxonomy places the organism in Eukaryota, Fungi, Basidiomycota, Ustilaginomycetes, Ustilaginales, Ustilaginaceae. Gene Ontology annotation, cellular component: mitochondrial envelope. The transcript is spliced from 2 exons.
AUGCUUUUCGCCGCUCGUCAUUUCGUUGCCCGCGCACCCGCCGCUCUCCGCGUGGCCCCCACCCCUAUCAACUCGGCUUCGCGACUCUUCACCUCAUCUGCUCUCCGAUUCGCUGCCGGUCCCCCCGUCAUCCAGGGUGACGGCGCCAAGGAUGGUGAGAUUCCCACCGAUGAGCAGCAGGCUACCGGCCUUGAGCGUUUCGAGCUUCUCGGAAAGCUCAAGGGUGUCGAUGUUUUCGACAUGGAGCCUUUGCAGAUGACUCACCUCGGCACCACUAAGAACCCUAUCAAGGUCCAAAGCUUCUGGCCCUCGCGUAUCGUCGGAUGCACCGGUUACCCCGCAGACUCUCACGACACCAUCUACCUCCACCUCAACAAGGAUCUCAAGCACCACCGAUGCCCCGAGUGCGGAAGUGUCUACGAGAUGAACUUCGAGGGUGACGAGCACGCCGGUCACCACUGA